AUGGUGACUGAUACUCAGUUUGCUGAUGAAGCUGGGUUUAAUAUGAUUGAAAAUUCUGUUGUUUCAGUGUAUGAUGAUUUUAUUAAGAAUCAUCCAAGAAAAACUGUGAAAUCAUUGAAUGAAACGAUUGAGGAUGGAGAUUUUGUUGUUCGAGCGAAGAUAGUUACACUUUUGGAAGAUGAGAGCUGGUGGUACCUAGCUUGCAAGUGCUAUCGUGCAGUUAUGAAUGAGAAUGGGCAUUAUUACUGUUCUGGCUGCUUUAGACUUGUUAAUUAUGUUGCUCCUAGGUUUAGGAUUAAGCUACAAGUCUCUGAUGGGGUAGAUUCUGCUGAUUUUGUGAUGCCCGAUUCAAUUGCUGAAAAUCUGCUAAAGAAAACAUGUAGUCAGAUGCUAAAUGAAGUUGAGGAUCCGAACUGCACUCGUGCUACCACUGUUAUGCAGGAAGGGUUGGUUGGAAGGGAUUUGCUAUUUAAGGUUGAGAAGAAUUUGGUUAAUGUGUACAAAUUUGAGGAUCCAUAUACUGUGAAACGUGUUUGUGAUGAUUUUGAUCUUAUGGAAGUGUUUAUGGCAAAUUCAUCUGUUGAGACUCCCAUUAUGGCAAAGUUCCCCAGUUCAUUUUCUGAGUUGAACCUUGAUGAUUAUGAGAUAGCUAUGGAGUUAUUGGGAAGCCCUCCUGAUUUAGUGGUCCCUGUGAUUGUGAAGCCAGCUAUUGAAAGGAGCACUACAGAAUAUGGUGGUUGCUCAAAAUCAUUCAAGAGAAAGCUAGAGGAUGAAUUUGUUGUGGAGGAAGAAUUUCAGAAUGUGAAGUUUAAGGAGUGCAAGUAUGGAACAGAUUAG
Molecule: messenger RNA, 837 nt
Organism: Lotus japonicus
Lineage: Eukaryota; Viridiplantae; Streptophyta; Magnoliopsida; Fabales; Fabaceae
Exons: 5
Coding region: 1-837 (278 amino acids)
Source: RefSeq, a predicted model, not a curated record